AAACAUCACGGCCACUUCUGAUGUUGACUGGGAAUGGAAGCUUAUUAUGGGUGGCGAAUAGUAACCAGUUAGCUUCCUGUUAGUCGUGUUUCAUUCUUUCAAAGAAACCCAGAACGCCGCGAACAUGACAAACGUGUACUCCUUUGAUGGUAUUGUUGUAUUUGGAAUCCUCUUCAUUUGCACUUGUGCAUACCUGAAGAAGGUUCCUCGCCUGAAUAGCUGGCUUUUGUCAGAGAAAAGGGGUGUGUGGGGAGUCUUUUACAAAGCUGCUGUAAUCGGAACACGACUACAUAUUGCAGUAGCAUUGUCUUGUUUGUGCAUGGCAUUCUACCUAAUCUUUCUGAAAUGAUGCAAACGAAGCAGUCUGAUGGACACUGUUUGGACAUUGUGCCCUGGAAUUCCAUUAGCGCACUGAGUACUAGCAGAUGCUUCCACCUGCUGGUGAGGAUCCCCGUAGGUUCCAUUCCUGAUUCAUGUUCCAUUUUCACUCCCUGUUCAGUUUACUUUGAGUGAUUCUUACCCUUUGCAGUUUCUCAUGUAAUUACUUUAAGCUUGAAUAUGGAUAACUGGACCUACACUAAAGUAAAAUUUCCAAGAUCCCAAACCACAGCCAUGAAUCACAAAUUGAGAUGGAGAAAAUAACCUUAAGGAUAAAUAAGUUGUUCAUUUAGCCUGUGCCUGUUAGUCUGUACUUUUUCUGUGGUUGUUAAUGUAUGCUUGGACAAGUAAGGCCAAAAUGAACACGGAUCUUUUUUUUUCAGGAUUAUUGAAAGUCAUCUUGACAAUGUUUUGUGGGGUUUGGCCUGGCAGCACAAUUUAUUAAAACCUUUAAUUGGUCUCAGUCUUUUUGUAGUUGCAUCAUAUCUUAACAAUACUGUUUGUUUUAACAUGCUGAGUGUCUCUUCAGUCCUGAUCAGAUGUUCUGUUUUUGUUGUCUUAAAUUAAAACAGUUUUUUAGGAGAGAGUAGAGGAAUUCUGUUAGUUGGUAUUAAUUGGAUUGAGAUGUAAACCAAAAAAAUUCAGGUUUGCUGAAAGGUAUCAGAAAGGGUGUUAUUUUCUGAUCAUUAAAAAAAAUGGGUGUGCCAUUAAUAUACUUUAUAUUUUAUACUUUUGUCCAUUACCCGUUGAUCACAGUGGAAAUGAAAUAAAAAGUAACUUUUCA
Molecule: messenger RNA, 1162 nt
Organism: Electrophorus electricus (electric eel)
Lineage: Eukaryota; Metazoa; Chordata; Actinopteri; Gymnotiformes; Gymnotidae
Gene: tmem167b
Product: transmembrane protein 167B
Source: RefSeq, a predicted model, not a curated record